GCGACUAGAACGUUUCGAACAUCGUCGAGAGAUGACGUUGUUAGUGAUUUUGCAAAGAACGUUCGGUUUAAAACAGUUUCAAAUUCUUCCACGACAUACGUGUUAGUGAAAAAACUGGCUCGCAGAAUAUACAACGGUAGAGAAACAGAGAACCGUAACGUCCACAAUUUUAAACAUAUACGAUAGAUAUUUAUGAUUCGAAAGCCAAGAAAAAGACAUACCGUAUUCAUUAAUAUCGUAUAACCUAUAUUCGAUAUAUUCGAUUUGCGUAAGUUUUUAGAGGUAAAGUAUGUUCUCGGGAAAACGUAAUGUGACAUCGACGAUGCUAUGUGGGCCCGCAGAAUUCAGCAAAUCUUUCAUGUUCGAGGUAGCGAUUUACUGGGCCGAAGAAGGACACCGCGUCGUUUACAUUACACCAGCCCCGUUGGAUAGCCUGCCGGCGGCCUGUCACGACAGAAGUAAUCCAGCACCCGCGGCUUUCAGGCUGAUGAGAUUUAUGUACUUGGAGAACUACGAGGCGCUUGUACAAGAGCUGGUCAGGCUUCACACGUACGCUGUUCUGCCGUCGGUGCUCUUGAUCGACGACUUCGACGCCUACAUCGAGGACUAUGAAAAUACUAAGUCCAUGCGCGACGCGCACGUUGCCAAGACGUGCGCGUUGAUCCUCGAUACGAUGAAUUCUUGCUCUCGAAUUUUAAAGAAUGCCACGCGCGCGUGCAUCUGGUCAACUUCGGCGAUGUCCGCCAACGAUAGCAGCAUUUACUCGAUGUACUUUAACGAUGCUUGGAUCGUGACCAACGAGGAAGAGAGUAAGACGAUAUUGUUGAAGAGAUAUGGACGUCGGGGUUCCGCGGAGAAAUCUAAAUCUUACAGAUACCGUAAACUCGAAGAUGGAACGCGGGUGUUGAAGCAAAUACUUUGUGAAACCGAUGAGAAUUAAUUCGUGCGAAUCCAUCGACGAGCGGGGACAAACGAAACGAAUGAUACAGUAGCAAAUAUAUCUUUUUCUAUUCGA
Messenger RNA from Megalopta genalis, 1015 nucleotides. RefSeq lists its product as uncharacterized. Gene Ontology annotation, molecular function: single-stranded DNA binding. Gene Ontology annotation, cellular component: Shu complex. Gene Ontology annotation, biological process: double-strand break repair via homologous recombination. NCBI's taxonomy places the organism in Eukaryota, Metazoa, Arthropoda, Insecta, Hymenoptera, Halictidae. The record is from RefSeq and is a predicted model, not a curated record.